UCCCCCUCUUCUCUCGCUUCUCUCUCUGGCAGCACAACAUAACAUUUUCUCCCGUAUGCAAAGGGCGCAACACAACACCACCAUCUCCUCCAUUUUCUUCACAUAUAUAAUUAGUAAUAUUUUUUUUUUAUUAUUAUUCACUUAAUCACUUUCCUCUGUAAAACCCUAAUUUCCCACUCUUUUAUUUUUCUCCUUCUCUCUCUACAGUUCGAAUUUUUGUCUCUCUCUCUACAAGCCUCUCGAUUAUUUCACAAAUCGAUCCACUUCCAAUCGCUUCAUAUUUGUAAACAAUUCCGUUCUUCAAUUACAAAGAUCUAUCUGUAAUUGCUUUUAAUCGAAGGUUUUCUUUCUUUCUUUGGGUUAGGGUUUGUUGAAGAAGAUUUAUUUUCACGGGUCAAGGUAGGCAGGCUGGCGGGUAAACGGGUCAAGUAAAUGGCGGAUCCGCCAAGUAUCCGCCAACUGUUAGUUAUUCUUAAAGAAGAAGAGGAGUUUACAGAGUUACAGAGUGGUAAAGAAAGCGAAGAGUGAAAGAAGCAUGCUGAGCGUGAUACGUGUGCACCUGCCGUCGGAUAUUCCAAUUGUUGGCUGUGAGUUGACGCCGUACGUUCUUUUACGGCGACCUGAUAAGGCCGUCACUACCGAUGAUGUUCCUGAGUCGGCCCCCCUUGACGGUCAUUUCUUGAGAUAUAAGUGGUAUCGGAUACAGAGUGAUAGAAAAGUUGCUGUCUGUAGUGUACAUCCAUCUGAGCAAGCCACAUUGCAGUGCCUAGGCUGUGUUAAGGCCAAAAUACCUGUUGCCAAAAGUUACCAUUGCUCUACCAAGUGUUUCUCUGAUGCAUGGCAGCAUCACCGUGUUCUACAUGAUCGUGCUGCAAGUGCUGUAAGUGAAAAUGGAAAUGAUGAGGAAGAGGUAUUUGGGCGUUUUAAUAGCACUGGGUCUGGAGUUCUUAACACUAGUUUGUCCAGUUCUGCAUCGACAGCUAGCUUGACAAAUGGUUCAGCACCUUUAUAUCCUGCAGCAGUUGCACAAAGGAGUGGUGGUGAAACCUGGUUUGAAGUUGGACGUUCUAAAACAUAUACUCCAUCAGCUGAUGAUAUUGGCCAUGUUCUUAAGUUCGAAUGUGUUGUUGUAGAUGCAGAAAGUAAAUUACCUGUAGGACAUCCCAACACCAUUCUUACUUCCCGUGUGAUUCCAGCUCCCUCUCCUACUCCACGUCGCUUGAUCCCUGUCAGUGGAAUUGAUGUGAUGGGCCAUUUAGAUUCAGAUGGCCGUAUUUCAUCCUCAGGAACUUUUACAGUGCUGUCUUACAACAUUUUAUCUGAUGUUUAUGCGACAAGCGAGACAUACAGUUAUUGCCCAUCGUGGGCUCUUUCGUGGCCGUAUCGCAGGCAGAAUUUGCUACGGGAAAUUGUUGGAUAUCGUGCUGACAUUGUUUGUCUACAGGAGGUUCAAAAUGAUCACUAUGAGGAAUUUUUUGCCCCUGAGUUGGACAAACAUGGUUAUCAAGCUCUUUAUAAGAGAAAAACCAAUGAGGUUUACAGUGGAAAUAGUCCAACUAUCGAUGGUUGUGCAACAUUUUUCCGUAGAGAUAGGUUCUCACAUGUCAAAAAAUACGAGGUUGAAUUUAAUAAAGCUGCACAAUCUUUAACCGAAGCUGUGGUUCCAAGUGCUCAGAGGAAAACUGCUUUAAAUCGUUUGGUCAAGGAUAAUGUUGCGUUAAUAGUGGUUUUGGAAGCAAAAUUUAGUAAUCAAGGAGCUGAUAAUCCUGGGAAGCGACAACUACUUUGUGUUGCAAAUACUCACGUCAAUAUUCACCACGAUUUAAAAGAUGUCAAGCUUUGGCAGGUCCUUACUCUCUUGAAAGGUUUGGAGAAAAUUGCAGCCAGUGCAGAUAUUCCAAUGUUAGUCUGUGGAGAUUUUAACUCUAUGCCCGGAAGUGCUCCUCAUUCACUUCUUGCUAUGGGAAAAGUAGAUCCCUUGCAUCCAGAUUUAGUGAUAGAUCCGCUUGGAAUUUUACGUCCUCACAGCAAGCUUACGCAUCAGUUGCCACUGGUUAGUGCUUACUCAUCCUUUGCAAGAUUGGGUGUUGGUCUUGGAUUGGAACAGCAGAGGAGGAGAAUGGACCCCGCAACAAAUGAGCCUCUGUUUACAAACUGCACUAGAGAUUUUAUUGGCACCCUUGAUUACAUAUUUUACACAGCGGACUCUUUGACAGUGGAGUCCUUGCUGGAACUCUUGGAUGAGGAAAGCUUACGAAAAGACACAGCCCUUCCUUCUCCAGAGUGGUCAUCUGAUCAUAUAGCACUCUUAGCUGAAUUUCGCUGCAAGCCUAGACCGCGACGUUGACAAUCAAGUGUAGGUCUAGAGAUGCACAAGACAGUGACUAGAAGAAACCAAAGGAAUUAGAUUACCGUAAGAUCAUGGUCCAUGUGUUAUUUUCCAGGUAUCUCAUAGUGGGGUAUCCUUUGCUGUGAUCUGCUUUGUAUCAUGCCACCUUUGUCUCAUAGAAAAGUUAUGGUAUGCCUUAUUCAAUCGUUUUCCUUUUUUUUUUUUUUUUUUCUUUUCCCCUUUACUGAAAGAAAUGCCCCUACCUCCUUAGUGUAUGUCAUCCAUCAUCUUGUACUUUAAGCUCUCCCUGCAUAGCAAGUGGUUAGUGGCAUGCUAUUGAAUGCCCACUAGUUUUGGGUUCAAUGAUAUCCUUUGUUCACUGUUCUUUUUCUCA
Molecule: messenger RNA, 2723 nt
Organism: Ricinus communis (castor bean)
Lineage: Eukaryota; Viridiplantae; Streptophyta; Magnoliopsida; Malpighiales; Euphorbiaceae
Product: carbon catabolite repressor protein 4 homolog 1
Exons: 12
Coding region: 536-2347 (603 amino acids)
Biological process (GO): nuclear-transcribed mRNA poly(A) tail shortening
Cellular component (GO): nucleus; CCR4-NOT complex; cytoplasm
Molecular function (GO): poly(A)-specific ribonuclease activity
Source: RefSeq, a predicted model, not a curated record